Phytophthora sojae is the source of this 1305-nucleotide messenger RNA. RefSeq lists its product as hypothetical. Lineage: Eukaryota; Oomycota; Peronosporomycetes; Peronosporales; Peronosporaceae. The record is from RefSeq and is a predicted model, not a curated record. Gene Ontology annotation, molecular function: RNA binding. The transcript is spliced from 8 exons. Gene Ontology annotation, cellular component: cytoplasmic exosome (RNase complex); nuclear exosome (RNase complex). The coding region runs from base 1 to 1305 and encodes 434 amino acids. Gene Ontology annotation, biological process: exonucleolytic trimming to generate mature 3'-end of 5.8S rRNA from tricistronic rRNA transcript (SSU-rRNA, 5.8S rRNA, LSU-rRNA); spliceosomal snRNP assembly; U4 snRNA 3'-end processing.
AUGAAGCUCGUCAGGUUUUUGAUGAAGUUGUCUAAUGAGACGGUCACCAUCGAGCUCAAGAACGGAACGAUUGUCCACGGAACCAUUACUGGUGCGACUGCGCUGUAUAGGUGCUUUCGCUCUGCAUUGGCGUCAGUAUGGACUGAUUUGAAUGUCGUUCCUGUGUAUUUGCUGCCCACAGGCGUGGACAUCAGCAUGAACACACACCUGAAGGCGGUCAAGAUGACUGUGAAGGGCAAGAACCCCGUGAAUUUGGACUCGCUGAGCAUCCGUGGCAACAACAUCCGCUACUAUAUAUUGCCGGACUCGCUGAACCUGGACACGCUGCUGAUCGACGACACCCCGCGCGAGAAGGCGCAUGCGAGUUGGCUCAUGCGUGUGUCAUCCCCAGGGUGCAUGUGGACGAUCGAACGCCAUGCCGGUGCCUACCAGCCAGGCAAUGCAACUUGCUCGUACCUAAGUGAAUUUGCAGCAGCCGAGAUGCCGCAGCAGAACAAGCGCAAGGCCGAGGAGGACGCCGCCGCCGACGCGGACGCGGACGCCAGCAACUUCCUGGAGGACGCGCAGCGCUCCGUGGACUUCCUCUUCUCGUCGGUGGUCGUGCUGCCGGGAGACGACGUCACUGCCACGCUCACCAAGACCACGCGUCGUGUCAAACUCGGUGCUGGACUGAAGCAGCUGCCGGACGAGCGGAUCGUGUGCACGAACGCCGGCGUCCUCCGCUACCGCCCAGCCAACCGCUACUGGGUCGAGUUCAACCACAAGCGUUAUGUUGCGUCGAUGGACGACGGCGUCAUCGGCGUCGUGACCGACCGCAACGCUGAGUUCUACCGCGUGAACAUCGGGGCUGCUGCUAGUGCUACCUUGGGCGCCCUGGCGUUCGACGGCGCGACGAAGCGCAACCGCCCCAGUCUUCGCCUCGGAUCUCUCGUGUAUGCUCGCGUGAGCAAGACCAAUCCAGACGUCGAGCCUGAAAUUACCUGUGAAGCGCCCCCAAGCGUGACCAGGAAAGACUGGAUGACCGGCCUCGCCAUUUACGGCGAGCUAAACGAUGGCUACGUGUUCAAAACGUCCAUCGGUCUAGCCAAGUCGCUUCUACACGAAGAUUGCCAGGUGCUAGCGUCUCUGGGCAAGAAGCUCGCGUUCGAGGUGGCUGUCGGCGUGAAUGGCGUCGUGUGGGUGAACGCGAAGACCACGAAGAACAUCACGAUCAUCUCGAAUGCCAUCAUGAACUCGGAGACGAUGUCUCCCAGCGAGGUCGACGCUAUGGUGUCGCGCCUCGUGGAAGACGCGGACGACGCGUAA